AUGGACGCUCAUAAAACAGUAUAUGAGAGCUAUACAACGGAAGUGUGUCUGACGUCAAUCUAUCUAUCUAUCUAUCUAUGCCUAUUCAAAUCUGUCUAUCUCAGCCUGUUUCUAUCUAUCUAUCUAUCUAUCUAUCUAUCUAUCUAUCUAUCUAUCUAUCUCCGCCUAUUCAUAUCUAUACCUAUCUAUCUAGGCCUAUUUAAAUCUAUCUCAGCCUGUUUCUUCCUAUCUAUCUAUCUAUCUAUCUAUCUAUCUAUCUAUCUAUCUAUCUCAGCCUGUUUAUAUCUAUAUCUGUUUCAGUUUGUUCAUAUCUAUCUAUCUAUCUAUCUAUCUAUCUAUCUAUCUGCAUACCAAUCUAUCUAUCUAUCUAUCUAUCUAUCUAUCUAUCUAUCUAUCUCAACCUAUACAAAUCUCUCUAUAUGCAUAUCUAUUUAUUUAUCACUCUAUUUAUAUGUCUUUUCUAUCUAUCUAUCUAUCUAUCUAUCUAUCUAUCUAUCUAUAUAUAUAUAUAUAUAUCAGCCUAUUCAAAUCUAUCUAUCUACAUAUCUAUUGAUUUAUAACUCUACCUAUUUAUAUGUUUUUUCUUUCUAUCUAUCUAUCUAUCUAUCUAUCUAUCUAUCUCAUCCUAUUCAAAUCUUUCUAUCUACAUAUCUAUUUAUCACUCUAUAUGUCCUUUUCUAUCUAUCUACCUACCUACCUAUCUUUUCUCACAAAUCGGUACCCGGGGAAAAAAUUGGAAAAUUAGAGAGAACAGGAGCCAGUUAUCUCAGUUCUUAUCUAUCUAUCUAUCUAUCUAUCUAUCUAUCUAUCUAUCUAUCUAUCUAA
Molecule: messenger RNA, 825 nt
Organism: Acanthosepion pharaonis
Lineage: Eukaryota; Metazoa; Mollusca; Cephalopoda; Sepiida; Sepiidae
Source: the annotation of a GenBank genome assembly